CGAACUAAUGUCUUUACUGUCAACAAUUGAAAGAAGCAUAUUCCAAGAAGGUGAAACAAAAGCAAAGUGGUGCAAGUUUUACUGCAAGCGAAAGGGACGAGGGAAGAAAUAGGAAUUUAGCGUGUGGAACCCAGCUGAAACAAUUGAAAAAGAAACCCACUGAGAGGGUGGAAAAUGUUAUCGGAUCCAAAACUAGACAAAAGAAACUUACCCAUUCUCCUGGUUAAUAUUUUUAUGAUUAAAUUCUGAUGGAUCACAGCCGUCAGAUCAACUGCACUUAAGUCCUAAGGCAAAGAAUCUUGUCUUUUCCAAAGUACACAGUGUAAUUGACCUUGGAUUGACUCGUAAGUUGUAACUUGCCCUAAAAGUUUCAUCGGAAAUAUAAUAAUCUUUGGCUCUGUCUUCUAACAUGCGAACAAGUGGAUCAGUGUAGUGGCAACGAGUAAAGAGAUCAUUGAACAAACAGAUGGAUCAGAUGACUACUGGUGUUGAUGAAACCAUAUAUGUUGCAGUAGGAAAAGCUGUUGAAGAAAGCAAGCACACUUUGUUGUGGGCAUUACAGAAUCUUCGUCCAACAAAAGUUUGCAUUCUUCAUGUUUCUCAGCCUGCCAGUGUAAUUACCAUUGAUGGUGUGACUUUUCCAGCAAGCUGGAUUAAACAACAGGAAGUUGGGAAGAAAAUUUUUGAUAGGAUCAUGAAUGAUUACCUUCUCAUUUGUGUUCAAAAAAGGGUCCGAGCAGAAAAACUACAUAUCGCGAUGGAUGAUGUUGCAAAGGGGAUCGCGGAGGUAAUUCGUGAGCACAAUAUCAAGAAACUUGUCAUGGGAGCAGCAGCUGACAAGCAAUUUUCAGAGGGAAUGACUGAUCUUAAGUCUGAAAAAGCCCUAUACGUGGAGCGACAUGCGCCAGCUUCCUGUCAAAUUUGGUUUAUUUGCGGGGGGCAACUCAUCCAUAGAAGGUCAAUUGUUGAAACUGGACAAUCAUACCUGAGUAAUCCUUCAAGUUCUAAUCAUUUGACUAGCAAUUCAAAUCUGACUGUGUCUGAGACAUCCGAGGGGAGUCCAGACUGGCUUGAGACGCCCUACUCCACUUUGGAAGAAAAUAGGAACCAUCAACCCUUUGAUAAGCUUGAAGAAGCCCUAUUAGAUGCUGAAAAAUUAAGUCAAGAAGCAUUUGAAGAGUUGGACAGGCAUGUGAAAGCGCAAAAGAGUGCUCUUAAUGCUGUGAUGCGCCAAGCAAGUGAAUUGAAAAGCUCAUACACUGGAGAGUUAAGACGCCGGAGGGAAACUGAAGCAGUACUCACAAAACAGAAUGAGGAACUUGAACAGAUCAAGCAGCAGAGAGAUCAAGCGCGCAAACUUGCCAGAACACAAAAGUCAUUAUUGGAGAGUCGAGUUGCUAACUUAGAUGACAUUAAAGUAUUGGAAAGUAAAGUAACAUCUGCUAUGGAACAGUUACAAGCUUGCCAGAGAGAACGAGAUGAGCUGCAGAUAAAGUUUGAAAAUGCUCGCAAGCAAACCAUGGAGCAUUCAACAAAACAAGAUGAAGAGACUUGUAGCAUGCAUAUGCUGCAAUUCUUCUCAGAGUUCUCUGUCACUGAAAUUCAUGAUGCAACUGAGGAACUUGACCCUUCCUUUAAGAUUGCAGAAGGUGCAUAUGGGAACAUUUAUAAAUGUAUCCUCCGUCACACUCCAGUAGCUAUAAAGGUGCUCCACCAAAAUAGUUUGCAGGGGCCCUCAGAAUUUCAAAAGGAGGUUGAUAUUCUGAGUAAGCUGAGACAUCCAAACCUGGUCACACUCAUUGGAGUCUGCCCUGAAAUUUGGGCUCUGAUCUAUGAAUAUCUCCCUAAUGGAAGCCUUGAAGAUCAUUUGAGCCGGAUGAAUAAUACUCCCCCAUUGUCAUGGCAAACUCGAAUACAUAUAGCUACUGAGAUAUGUUCUGCCCUUAUCUUCCUACAUUCCAGUAAGCCUCAAAGGUUAGUGCAUGGCAACUUAAAACCAGGGAAUAUACUCCUUGAUACCAACUUUGGCUGCAAACUUAGCGACUUUGGAGUCUGCCAUGCGCUUUCUUCUCUCGAAAAUUCAAGCAAUAUGACUCAUUCAAGCAGCAGAUUUCCUUACCUGGACCCUCAGUUUCUUUCAACAGGGACAUUGAUUCCUAGUUCUGACAUAUACUCAUUUGGCAUUAUAUUACUACAGUUAAUUACUGGGAGAUCACCUUCGCAUAUAGCAAAGGAUGUGGAAAAUGCUCGAAAUGGAGGAUAUCUUAAUGAUUUGUUAGAUCCUUCAGCUGGAGGCUGGUCAUAUUUGCAAGCUGCGCGGUUGACUCACUUGGCUUUGAGAUGCUGUGAUGCUAAUCGAAGUCGUCGUCCAGAUCUUGCUUCGGAGGUUUUUGGGGUGCUUGAACAGAUGAGAGAUUCUAUUGGACCUUUAUCAACAUUCCAUGCUGGGUCUGAAGGGCAUCAUCAGCCUCCACCUUAUUUCAUUUGUCCUAUUUCUCAGGAAAUUAUGGCAAAUCCGCAUGUGGCAGCGGAUGGUUAUACUUAUGAAUUGCGGGAGUUGAGGAAAUGGCUGGACAGUGGCCGCGAUACCUCGCCAAUGACAAACGUAAGGCUUGCUAAUCGCAAUCUUGUCCCUAACCAUGCACUUCGUUCUGCAAUCUUGGAGUGGCAACAGCAGCGGCACUGAAUUUGUCCUUAAAUGCGUUUUCCUCCUUAAUUUGCUCAUGUCCGGCAACUCUAGACCUCGAUCUAAACCACUUAAUGUUUUUUCAGUUGCUCCUUUGUUCCAGGAAUAUGUUUGACUAGUUUCCUAGUAUUCUCCAUGUUGUAUGUUUCCUUCUAAUAUCGUUCCAAUUCUAAUGUCGUUGUUUUUUUUUUGCAAUCGAACAUAGGCAUGUCUACAAUAUUGUAUAUGUAUAUAUUAUGUGGAAUUAUAGUUGAUAUUUCUAAGAAUGGAGUUUUAUAUCCAGUUCCAGGGACUCCCGUAUCUGAUUUGCUACUGAGUAAAUAUUCAAACCUCAAAGCGUGUUUAGAGGAUUGAAAGAACGAAAUUUUCUUUGAGUCGGAAAUUUUGCUUUUAUAUGUUCAUACUUACUUAAUUGUUGUGAGUCCGUGAGAGGAAGCAAUCAUUGUACGGUAUGAUCUGAGUCAUGCCCUUGUAAUAAUAGUACCUGAGUAGCAGUAGGAGUAACUCGGGGAUAACUAUGGAUUAAAAAAAAUCCUCAUCCUUUACCAUCUCGUACCUUAUUAUUUCUCAACAAAUGAGAAAUAGUAAAAUAUUCUUCUACUUUGUUUGUUUGCUUUAGGCUUUAUUUCUUUUCC
Durio zibethinus is the source of this 3321-nucleotide messenger RNA. RefSeq names its product U-box domain-containing protein 33-like. The record is from RefSeq and is a predicted model, not a curated record. Gene Ontology annotation, biological process: protein ubiquitination; protein phosphorylation. Gene Ontology annotation, molecular function: ubiquitin-protein transferase activity; protein kinase activity; ATP binding. Lineage: Eukaryota; Viridiplantae; Streptophyta; Magnoliopsida; Malvales; Malvaceae.